UAAUUCCUUUUCAUCUAUAGCUUCCAAUCCUUCAACAGUAAGCCCUUUCGGCAUGUUCUCUUUCAAGUUCUUCAUUGUAGGACCAAGAACAGUAUCCUUGGUUUGACUAGAUAGCAUGAGUGCUACGAGGGUUUGUAAACGAAACACUUUGGGAUCUUUUCUGUCAGCCAGUGUAUGACAACCCAUGUUGUCUACCGGUGCAAUAAUUUUGCUUUUCAUUGCUUUUAUUUGACCGUAAACUUCACGCCAAUUCUUCGGCUCCUCUGCUUUUAUUUCAAUCCUAGAAACAUUUCCAUUCUUCUUCACCAUCUCUACUGUUAAGUAAAAAUUGGUAAUUCCUACAGAGGAACUCUUGUCGACUCUCGGCCACCCACGAAAACAAGGCAACUUAGCAGGAAGGCGAAAUUCUGCCAUUCUGACGUUAAUUGUUAAAUAACUGCACCAAUUGGAUACCUAAUACUCAUUAUAUUCAGAUUUAAACAUCAAUGUUUGGCUUUUAAUUGAGAAAAUGCAUCUUAGUUUACGGUUUAUAUGUUUUCUGUUUGCGGGAUUUGCGUCCGCUGUUUCCUUCCUUGCUAUAUGGAAUCACUUAAAAAACUACCGUAAACCACUCCUGCAACGGUCCGUUUGUCGGAUCUUGUUUAUGGUCCCUUUAUAUUCGUUUUCUUGCGCCUUUGAAUUAUACUAUCCUAGGGCAGGCAAAUGGGUAGAAUUUCUUCGAGAAAUGUAUGAGGCCUUUGUGCUGUACUGUUUUUUCUGUUUGCUUAUAGACUACUUGGGGGGAGAAAGAGCAACAGUUCUUAUGCUUCAUGGACAGCCUUCUCGCCCUCACCCUUGGCCUAUGACUCAUAUACUUGGUGAAAUUGAUCUAAGCGACCCAAAAACAUUUUUAAAUUUAAAGCGUGGCAUUUUACAGUACACUCUAAUGAAGCCUAUUCUCGUUCUUGUUCAAAUUGUAUCGGAGCUGAGCCCACAGGGAGACGAGGGUUCAAGUUCUUUACUUCUGUCUCCGGCAAUUUGGAUUGUAAUUAUAUAUAACGUUUCCAUUACGAUCUCUUUAUAUUCACUCACAACUUUUUGGUACGUUCUCCAUUCGGAACUCGAACCGUUCCGCCCGGUUCCUAAAUUCUUGUCCGUCAAGGCUAUUAUUUUUGCUUCCUACUGGCAGAUGACCAUCCUGUCUGUUCUGCAAUGGGCUCAUGCCUUCCCAGCUGAUUCUGAAGAAACGGCAAAUAGAAUACAGGACAUACUGAUGUGUCUAGAGAUGCCUUUUUUCGCUCUGCUGCAUCGACACGCAUUUCGAUGGGAAGAUUACAAAGUUCCGGGCGAAGUGUCAUGCGGGCGACUUCCCUUGAAACGGGCCCUUGUUGAUUGCCUUGGUCUAGUGGAUGUUUGGUGCGACAUUAUACAAACGACUACAGGCGAACGGUACGACUAUAGAGAGUUUGAACCCGGUGCGAAUAUUAUCCCAUAUGCACCAAGUGCAAGGGCUGUGCGAACCCGACAUGGAUUGCGUUAUGUGCAAGGAGGACAAUCAAAAUACUGGGUGCCAACAUUUGACCAGUCUCGUGCACGGUUAAUUGAUAACUCUAACCAAACGAUGAAUUCUUACAGUACUAUGGCUGUUUCUGAUGACCGUAUCAAUUCUAACUACGAAGGCGGCCUGUUCUUCGACAUUGAUCCGGAGGUAGAGAACUUAUAUACCCUGUCACGAGAAAUGACUUUUGGCGAUUACAAUUAUCCUGUUCUCACUGUUCAUGAUACUGAAGACAGUCCUUAUUCAUCCAUCGUGUAAAGGAGAGAAGGGGUAUGUCUCUCAAUCUUACACAACAUACAUACAAAUGUCGUUUUUCAAUUAGGGCACCCCCUUUAAAUCAUUCUUUCAUCUUGUCCGUUUGGCGUUUUCUUUCUAAAACCUAUUCGUGAACGAGAACGCGUUGGAGAAUGCAUUUCCAAGAUUCCGGCUUUUCAGAACACUGUUUUCAGCAGCUCCAACGAUGUCAUGUAUAUUCGUUUCCAGAACUAAUCCACCACAGACGACUUCUGCUAAAAUGGUAUGGAUUUCUUCGUACUUGAAAAUCUUUGAUUCAACCGGUUAGAUGAUGACAAGGGGGUUUUGUUUUCCUUCACACUACAAGUUCUUCUUACCAAAUCCAAUUCGCAGACGUUUUCAAAGCAGCGAUCUAAAGCUUCAACAAAUACCUGAUGAUGAUAAUUAGUAUACAAGUUCCAUCUUUCGUUUACCAAUAAUCCGCUACAAAUUAAAAAAAGACCUUUCCGAGUGCUUUUCUCUUUUAUUUCAUAUCCGUCGUACCUGAAUCAAAUCAAGGAUUCCGAGUUCGCUUUCUCCUUCAUCGACAACGAACACAAAGUAUAAAGUUGCGUAGCACCGAUAAAUAACUCUAUUUUUUCCUCCGAUAAGACUACUUUCAAGAAAAUUACAUGCUGUAGGCGGUCUAAGUGAAACAAGUUGG
Molecule: messenger RNA, 2474 nt
Organism: Schizosaccharomyces japonicus yFS275
Lineage: Eukaryota; Fungi; Ascomycota; Schizosaccharomycetes; Schizosaccharomycetales; Schizosaccharomycetaceae
Product: DUF300 family protein
Exons: 3
Coding region: 509-1795 (428 amino acids)
Biological process (GO): transmembrane transport; vacuole organization
Cellular component (GO): membrane
Source: RefSeq, a predicted model, not a curated record